This is a messenger RNA of Syngnathus acus (greater pipefish), 6810 nucleotides long. Its product is annotated as disks large homolog 5-like. Gene Ontology annotation, biological process: regulation of apoptotic process. The record is from RefSeq and is a predicted model, not a curated record. The transcript is spliced from 32 exons. Gene Ontology annotation, molecular function: protein binding. Bases 411 to 6215 code for a protein of 1934 amino acids. Lineage: Eukaryota; Metazoa; Chordata; Actinopteri; Syngnathiformes; Syngnathidae.
AAACCCUAAAAAAAAAAAAUCCCGUGCUUCGAAACACGAGUGCUCCAAUUUCUUGUACUUGUCCGUCUCGUUCUUGCUCUUACCCUUGUUUUGAGCAAGUUGGCAUUACUUUCUGCCCAUUUUUCAAACAUGUCCCAACAACUGCCGUGCCCUUCGGAAGCGUCUCGGAGUGCCGAUCGAGCUGGGCUUUGACGACGAGGGGAGGGACAGAAAAAGAAAAGGGGGAAAAAGUGUUGUCAUCUCGGCGCCGUCAACAAACAUGGCUACUCGUCGUCUAGCACCAACCGAACCAGGUCGGCUCUCCUUCUUCUUCGUCUUCUUUUUCUCGCUAAAAGCUUCCAAAGUCUUUGGCCGAAGGAUUUGAUUAGCCUGAAGCGAGCCGAGGCUGUUGGUGGACGUGGUGGGGAGCCAUGGAUCCGCUGCACAGAGAGUUUCUGCAAAAGUGUCAUCACAACUUGGCAGAGUCCGUCACCGACGCCGACCAGCUCGUGGAGGUCCUGUCCCGGGGAGGCACGCUGAGCACAGCCGAGCGACACGAACUGACCCUCGGCAGCGGCGCCGGCGGGGAGAAAGUGGAGCUCCUCGUCAAGAUUCUGCUCCGCAAGGACCGAGACCACUUCGCCGACUUCUGCUCAGCCCUGGAGGAGACCAACCCGCACCUGCGCUCGGUGCUGCACACCGGUACCGGCACCACUCCCGGGCCCUUGGACCACAGCACCGGGUCGGCGUCCAGCGUCUUGUCCGCCAUGCCCUCGGAUUCCGAGAGCAGCGGCUCCCUCAGCAGCGCCGGUACGCCAACUCCGACCUCUUCGCCACCGCCGCCGCCGGCCUACGCGGAUGCUACGCGGCCGCACGACAAGAUGGAGACGCUCCUGUUCCAGCUGCGCCACGUGACCCGGGAGCGCGACGAGCUCCGCAAGCGGCUGGCGCUUUCCUCGCCCGGGAGCACUUUUGACGACUGCAGGCCCAACUGGAAAGCGGGCCACGACUACGAACGUCUCAAGCUGCAGUGCAUGAAGGCCAUGGCCGAGCUGCAGUCGCUGCAGAACCAGCACAGCGGCACCCUCAAGAGGUGCGAGGAGGCCGUCAAGAAGGCAGACUUCUACCACACGCUGCACAGCCGGCUGGCGGGCGAGCACGGCCAGCUCAAGGAUGAGCUGGAGGCGCUGAGGCUGGACAACGUGCAACUGCGGCGCCAGCACGACCACGCCAAGCACAACUGCGAGGAACUGCGCCGACUGCGAGACGACCACCAGCGAGAGGUGGCCGACAUGCGCCUGCUGCAUCGACAGGCCAUUCGGGAAGGCUCCUCGGACGCCCUCAACAAGUUGUACGACUCGGCCGUGGACAAACUGGAGAGUGUGAGGAGCGACUACGAGGGCCUGCGCAAGCGCUACGACGACGAGACGGCCGACCACGACGCCGACCUGAGUCGCCUGGACCAUGCGCAGGAGGAGAAGCGGCGCCUUCAGAAGCAGCUGGACGUGCUGACCAAGCAGAGGGACGCCGCCGUCCUCUACCAGCAGCAGUACUCCUCGUCCAUACGCACGUUGGACCAGCAGGAGCUGUCCAAGGCAGCCACGCAGAAUGUGGAGCUUCAGCGCGAGAUGGAGCGGCUGCAGACGGAGGCCACUCGCUUCAAAACACAGCAUCUUAAAGCGGCCAAAGAGUGCGAGAAGUACAAGGACGAGCGCGACUCGGUCAUCAGCGAGUACCGGCUGAUCAUGAGCGAGCGCGACCAGGUCAUCAAGGAGGUGGAGCGGCUCCAGUCCGGGCUGGAGCUGGCCGAGGCCAAGCUCAAGAACACGUCCUCGGAGCGCCGCGUGGCCAACGAGGAGCUGGAGGCCCUCCGACAGGAACUGGCGUCGUCGCUUAUGGACAGGGACCGAGCGCUCUGCGAGAAGAACGAGCUUCUGGAGAAGUACUGCCACGAGGUGAAGGACAAGGCAGAGGCGCAGAAGGAGCUGAGCCAGGCCUGCAAGGACAUGGAGACGGUGCGCGAGGAGCGAGACGUGGCCCGCAAGGAGAGGACCGAGGCCAUCGUCCAGCGGGACCGGCUGCUGCGCGAGUAUUAUCAGGCCAGACAGAAACAAGACUCGGCCACUAUGGACACAGAGCGAGCCAACAAGGAGAUCGAGAUGCUGAGGAAGCAAUACGAGGCCGUGGGCCAGGAGCUGAAGGAGGCUCUGCAGGAGGCUGAGGUGGCCAAGUGUCGUAGGGACUGGGCCUUCCAAGAGAGGGACAAGAUCGUGGCGGAGCGGGAAAGCGUUCGCACCUUGUGCGACAACCUGAGACGAGAGCGUGACCGAGCCGUCAGCGACCUGGCCGACGCGCUGAGGAAUCUAGACGACACCAGGAAGCAGAAGAACGACGCCGUGCGGGAGCUCAAAGAACUCAAGGACAAAAUGGAGGACCAACUGGAAAAGGAGGCCCGCUUCCGCCAGCUCAUGGCUCACAGUUCGCACGAUUCCGCCAUCGACAUGGACACGGUGGAGUGGGAGACGGAAGUUGUGGAGUUUGAGAAGCACAGGGUGAGUCCAACGGCUUUGUUUGUUUCCAUCCGCAGCCACUCAACAAGUCGUGUGUCUUUUGUUUUCACGCAGGACAUGGACUUGGAAGCGCUGGGCUUUGACAUCGCCGAGGGUGUGAACGAUCCUUAUUUACCGGGAGAUUGCGGCGUCUUUGUCACUAAGGUGGACAAAGGAAGUCUAGCGGAGGGCCGCUUAAGGGUGAACGACUGGCUGCUAAAGAUCAACAACGUGGACCUGACCAGCAAAGACGGGAAGCAGGCCGUCAAAGCCGUGCUGAGUGGCGAGGGCGUGAUCAAUAUAGUGGUCCGCCGCAGGAAGUCGUUGGGGGGCCGGGUCGUUGCUCCUGUCCAGAUAAACCUCACCGGACAAAAAGACUGCGGCAUCUGCCUGGAAAGCGGAGUCUUUGUCGCCUCGCUGGCGCCGGGCGGUCCGGCGGUCCGAGACAAUCAUCUGGCAGUCGGGGAUAGGCUGUUAGCUAUUAACGGCAUCCCGCUGGAUAACAAGUCGCUGGCCGAGUGUGACGCUCUGCUGAGGACAUGCCGCGAGUCGCUCUGCAUCUCCCUCGCCAAGUUCCUGCCGCAGAGCUGCUCCGGCCAGAGUUUAUAUGAAACUCUGAGGGACUCUGAGAAAAGCUGCCGUAGCGCCGAACGCACGCAGCCCGACAGCUGUGCUUGCGAAUUGGGGCGCGGCGAGGACGACGGAGCGCGGGGCGACGGCGGCGAUGUCGCCGGCCUUCGUGGCGACUCGCUACACUCCCGCAGCCCCUCGGAACCCCUGGCGGACUUCGGCUACAGGAGGCGGGACUUCCACCGGCGGCCCUUCACCUUCACGCCCGCGUUGCCCCACUGCAGCGCUCCUGCGCCAAAGGCCGGCGGCGGCACUUGGCCCAAAGUCAUCGGCGGAGCGUCCGUUCCCGAGUGCGCGCAGCUCUCCGUCUACAAGAGAGCCAAACAACGCAAGUCCAUCUUUGACGCAAACCCUUUCAGGAGAGCGGAAGCGCCUCCAAGUUUGGACUACGUCUCGCUUUCUCAGCUGCCCAGACACUCGCCGCAGAGCUCGCUGGCCGAAUCCUCCCAAGGUCCGCCCGGCGACACGUUCAGGUUCAAGCACUCGCAGCAGAGCAGCUCGGCGUCCGACUCCGCCGUCCCGGCUUCUCCCGGGCCCGUCACGGACGGGGAGGGCGGUCAGCAGCUCUACUACUCGGCCGAAGCUCCUCAAAGAGAUUCCAAGACGCCGCCGGAUGAUGACGGGAGUCCACACCGGGAGCCAGACAAGAGAAGGUACCGGCCCAAAUCGGCACCGGCGCUGCGGCGGAACGUUACACCGCUGCGUAUCCCGCCUCCCGUGCAGAUUCACAAUUUCUCCAACGACGAGCACUCCCCCGAGCCCAUGGAUUUGUUGCGCUUCUCCCCGAUGCGAAAUAAUCGCUACAGCAUGCACCUUGCGCCGCCCAGCUACAGCAGCGCCGUUGCACAACCGACGCAGCGAGGCUUAGCACCGAGUCCGGCGAAGAUCUCGGUGACGAGGAACACCGUCUACCCAGGCCGGAAUAACCAGAUGCAGAGCGGCAAUUCCAACGUCCACGUGCGGUCACUUGCAAGCGCCCAGCGUCACGGUCGCCACAGUGUGGACCUCUACCACAAGCUAACAGGGGACGUUGGCGAGAGCAGCCCGACGCCUCACGGCACCCACUCCCUCCCCUCCAGCGCCAGACUGGUCUCCCUGAGCGCAUUGCAGUUUAGGGCCGAGCGCAUUCGAAUCCCAUCGACCCGUUACCCGUGCUCCACUGGAUCCGAUGCAGGCUCCCGUUCCGAGUGCAGCUCGCCUGCAACGCCUCCCACGUCCCCCGUCGGCUCGGGCGGCACUUUUUUUGUCAGUAGCCAAUCGGCGAUCUCCGUCCCCACGCGGCUCAGGAUAUCCACCAGCCGGAAGGACGGGCCGUGUUCGGAGGAGCCGCGCAACUUGACGGUGCAGAAAGGAGCCGAGCCGCUGGGCAUCUCCAUCGUGAGCGGUGAGAACGGCGGUGUCUUUGUGUCCAAAGUGACUGCGGGAAGCAUCGCUCACCAAGCUCAUUUGGAGUACGGAGAUCAGCUCUUGGAGUUUAACGGCAUCAAUCUGCGCAAUGCCAACGAGCAGCAGGCGCGCUUGGUGAUCGGGCAGCAGUGUGACACGGUCACCAUUUUGGCUCAGUACAACCCUCACAUGUUUCAGCUGGGCAAUCACUCGCGAUCCAGCUCUCGCAUGGAGUCCGUCGGCAGCCGGCCGACCCCGCGGGACAGCGGCGCCAGUACCCCGGACGAGCGCUCCUUGAGCGACAGCGAGCAGGACGAGGGCAUGGCGACGCCCCCAUCCACGGGGGCCGCCGCCAGGCUUCCUGUCGGCGCUUUGCCUCGUCUGGUCAGGCUGAAGAGGGUCCAGGGCGAGCUGGGAGUGCAGAUCUGUGGAGGCAACCUCUACGGCAUCUUUGUGGAGAGCCUGGAUGAAGACAGCCCUGCUCAAACUCUCGAUGGCCUUCUGCCUGGAGACCUGAUACUGGAGUACAACGGCAUCAGCAUGAAGAACAAAACCAAAGAGGAGGCUUAUCUGGAAUUGUUGAAGCCGGCCGAAACGAUCACGGUCAAGGUUCAAAACUGCGUGGACGAGCUCGCCGCCAUCAGAGAGCUACCCGGAGAUGGAUUUUUCAUCAGAUCGCUUUACGAGAGAGCGGCCGACGUGGAGCUGGAGCUGAGCUUCAAGAAGGACGACAUCCUCUACGUGGAGGACACGCUGCCCAACGGCAACUUUGGCUACUGGAUGGCGUGGCGCCUUGACGAGAAGGCGCACAAGUUGGAGAGAGGGCAGAUUCCCAGCAAGUUCAUGAUGGACCAGGAGUUCUACAGGAGGCACGGCCUGGCCGACGUCAAGGACGACGGCAGCGGUGGCAAAAGCAUGUCGGCCGCCGCCCGGAGGUCCUUCUUUCGCCGGAGGCUGAAGCACAAGCGCAACGGAUCCAAGGACGGCAAAGACCUGAUGGCAUCCGAAGCCAUGAUGUCCGAUUACUUGCCCAUGGCCGAAGGUGAGACUUCUCGCCUCAACUUAGUUUCCGACGAUGGCGCGAGCCUCGUGUAUCAGCGGGUGCAGAAGGUGGAGUGCUCAGCCCCCAGACCUGUGCUGAUCUUGGGGCCACUGGCCGAGGCCAGCAAGGACAUGCUGGUCAACGAGGCGCCCGCCAAAUUCAGUCGCUGUCCACCGGAGAUCAUGAAGGCGUCCCAGCAGGCUAUCGAGCGAGGCGUGAAGGACUGCGUCUUCAUCGACUUCAAGCGACGCAGCGGCCAUUUUGACGUCACCACCGUGGCGUCCAUAAAGGAGAUCACGGAGAAGGACUCUCACUGUUUGCUCGACAUUGGGGCGCACGCCAUUGAACGCCUCCACAGCGUUCACGUCUACCCCAUCGUCAUUUUCAUCCGCUACAAAAAUGCAAAGCAGAUCAAAGAGCAGAAGGAUCCCUUGUACCUGCGGGAUAAACUCUCGCAGAAGCUCUCCAAGGAGCAGUUUGAGGCGGCCCAGAAGACGGAGCAGGAGUACAGCCGCUUCUUCACAGGUGUCGUGCAAGGCGGCAGCGUGUCCUACAUUUGCACUCAGAUUGUCACCAUCGUGGAGCAGGAGCAGAAUAAAGUUCUGUGGAUCCCCGACGGAGCGCCGUAAAACGGGUACCAAAGAAGAAAAAAAAAAAAUCUGCACAACUUUAUCAUCGGGGUAAAUGAACUGCUGACGCCACUGCCCGCAACCUCCACACACACACACACACACGAAACCAGAGUGAUGUACUGUACCUCAAAUAGUUGUUGACGCUCGUAUGGAAUACGACAGCAAUAUGCGUUUUUAUCUAGAAGCACUCCUCGACACAAUCUGGAGCACCUUCGCCCCGCUCACCAGAUAUUUGUCUAUUUUUAUCAAAUCAUGGAGAUAGAGCUUAAUGGUAUUCAACAUAGCAGACUUUUUCCCCACCCUCUGUUCAUCAUUUCAGGCCUCACAUUAUGAUGUCAGCGUGCCACGCAUUUUUAAUAUAUUUAUUUCUACGCUACAAGUGUAAUACAAAGCGCAUAACAGCAGCUUUUCACUUUGUGUGUGUUUUCUACUUGUUGUCAAUUGCGUUUUGCAUUCUUCCUUUAGCUGGGUUGCAUUAAAGGGAUGUUUGUCGGUUGUCCUGGUUAGCGACGCGCAUCUUCCAACAUUUCAUCUGUUGGAAUAACAAUCAUCUUUUUCUUUUGACUCUGAUUAAAAAGGGUACGGACGAUGA